Mya arenaria is the source of this 1701-nucleotide messenger RNA. Its product is annotated as fibropellin-1-like. Gene Ontology annotation, biological process: establishment or maintenance of epithelial cell apical/basal polarity; heterophilic cell-cell adhesion. Gene Ontology annotation, molecular function: calcium ion binding. Gene Ontology annotation, cellular component: protein-containing complex; plasma membrane. The coding region runs from base 135 to 1661 and encodes 508 amino acids. The record is from RefSeq and is a predicted model, not a curated record. The transcript is spliced from 17 exons. NCBI's taxonomy places the organism in Eukaryota, Metazoa, Mollusca, Bivalvia, Myida, Myidae.
UUUGUCAGAACAACGCAACCUGCACUGUGACGUCAAACACCCAUGUGACGUGUACAUGUACACCAGGAUUUAGGGGACAGCAUUGUGAAACUUCACUUUGUGCGAGUUCUCCAUGUAAUGGCGGCACAUGCACAAUGACGUCACAAGCGCCUUUCUACACAUGCGCAUGCGCAGCUUCGAGGACAGGCACUCACUGUGAAUUGGAUCAAUGUCUACACCAGUCAUGUCAAAACAAUGGAACGUGUCGAAGUAUCGCCCAAAGCCCGUUUUACGCAUGUGAUUGCAGAGUGGGAUACUACGGACAUACAUGUCAACACAGCCACUGUGACAAGUCCCCUUGUCAACACGGCGCAUGCGCAGUGACAACCUCUGCACCGUUUUAUUCAUGUUCAUGUACGCUGGGCUAUUCAGGAUAUAACUGCUCAGUGGAUCCAUGUCAGACUCACAGCUGUCAAAAUGGCGGCCAGUGUAGUGUGACGUCACAGUCGCCAUUCUAUGAGUGCGCAUGCUCAACGGAGUACUACGGCAUUAACUGCGAACAUGAUCACUGCGGAACAAACCCGUGCCAACAUUAUGGCACAUGCGCAGUUAGCUCCAUUAAUCCAUUCUACACCUGCAGCUGUACGCCGGGGCACUUCGGACACAACUGUGAUGCAACCAAUUGUGAUAACUCUCCGUGCCAUCAUGGUAUUUGUACCGUGACAACAGCCGCCCCGUUUUACCAUUGCGCCUGCAGACCGGGAUACUCGGGCCAGAACUGUACAGAAAGCGCGUGUAAGAGUUACCCAUGUCACCAUGGAGGCACGUGCAGAGUGCAAGGACACACACCAAUGUACACGUGUUCCUGUAGGCCGGGUUACACCGGAACUAACUGUCAAGAUACACAUUGCCGCAGCUCGCCCUGUCAGAAUAACGGAAAAUGUCACAUGACUGCCUCGUCACCGUAUUACUCAUGCGCAUGCCCAGUAGGAUAUAAUGGCGCUUCUUGUGAGACACGAGUACCUGUUACAGUAAACAUCAAUGAUACUGGGGACAGCCUGUGUCUUGCGUGUGAUAACGUUGUUUCUCCACAUUCAUGUGACAGGCUAUCCCUAUGUGGAUCACAUGAGAGUUGCUUCAUCGAUACCUUUGUGAACUCACUUGGUAGCAUUCGUUAUAACCUAGGUUGCCGGGAUUCAAUCCAAUGCGCAACGGCUGGAAAACGUUCAGAUGCAACACUUGAGGGGCGUACACUCAGCGCAAGAUCAGCUGUUGUCUGCUCCCAGUGCUGUCGAGGAAAGCUCUGCAACAGUGGGGGCUGUGGACUCGAAACGUACUUCGAAGGACCAUAUGUUGAUAGGGGACCAAUUUGCUUCAAAUGCUCUCAGCAAAACGGAGUUGAUGAUUGUGAUUCUGUCGAAAUUUGUAGCCGGGAUCAGAUUUGCCAGUUGAAGAUUUCCGGAAUGGUAGAUACCCAAACAAUUUGGGAGAGUACCUGUAUCGAUCAUCAGUCCUGCUUCAACGGAUUGAACGAAGUUCUUGGCAACUCAAACACACCAAUAGACGUCGACCCACCUGUCAUUGGAAAACGUGACGUCAUCAACGCAACUACUUCCGGUCACCCCUGCAAGAUGGCGUGCUGUGACACCGACCUUUGUAAUAGAUACUGCCCGGAUGUCUAAUAUGAAACAUCUUCUGUAUAUUUUACUAAAGGAAUAUACU